GUGUGUGUGUGUGUGUGUGCGCACAAAGAGGUUUGCGAGGCUUAAUAGCUGUUGAGAGGUUUAGCCAUGAACUGACCACUAACACACACAGGGAAGUUCACUUCCAGCAUUUAUGAGAUGAGCGUGUUUAAUAUCCCGUGCUGGUGAGCAUGGAAUUUACGUUGUGUUCUUUUACACUUUGUUCUGAGCAGUUACUGUAGAUUUGCUGAACUUGCUGCUACAAAAGACAGAUGACAAGGUGACAAGGAAAUGUGACAUUCUGAAGGAGAUAUAUCAUCUUGGUUCAGGUGCCAUCACUGUGAUGAUUCUCCCUGUGGAGGCUUUGUUGGUGCUCCUGUUGCUCUCUGGACCAAAGUCCUCUCUCCAGGGAGACACUCAGGAAAUUGGGAACAGUGAUGAGAUCCUGGAGAAAGAGUUUAUUUAUGCGGCAAAACGGCAAAAACGUGCAGUGGUCGACCACAGUGCUUCCCAAACAGAUAAAUGUUCUUACACAUUUAUUGUCCCUCAGCAGAAAUAUAACGGGCCCAUCUGUGUGAACUCCAAGGAACCCGAGGCCCUGCUGGAGAACCGGGUCAAUAAGCAGGAGCUGGAGCUGCUCAACAGUGAGCUGCAGAAGCAGCGACAGCAGAUCGAAGCGCUGCAGCAGUUGGUAGAGGUAGAUGGGGGUCUGGUCAAUGAAGUCAAGUUACUGCGCAAAGAGAGCCGCAACAUGAACUCCCGAGUUACACAGCUCUACAUGCAGCUGCUGCAUGAGAUCAUUCGCAAACGAGACAAUGCUCUGGAGGUCUCACAGCUGGAGACCCGUGUGCUCAACCACACAAACGAGAUGGGGAGGCUAGCUGCACGCUACAGCGACCUGGAACAUAAGUACCGGCAUCUGUCAGCCCUAGCAAGCAACCAGAGUGCCCUCAUGGUGCAGCUGGAGGAGAAGUGUAAGAGGGGACACUUGUACGGUGUGGUGCAGGAGCGGAGCCGUCCUGUCCGCCCACAGCCCCCUGUGAUCGCUCAGCCUCCCCUGCAGAUGCCUGCACUGUCUCCUGGAGGCUACAGACCCUACCAUCCACCUACCCACAACCGCCACACCAACAACCCCAUGACUAAUGAGAUACAGAGUGACCAGAACUCCAAAGCAUUACCACCUCCACUGCCCACAAUGCCCAGUGCUACAUACAGCUUUACAAACGAGCCCUCUGGUCCUUUCAAAGACUGUCUAGGGGCCCUGGAGGGCGGAUACACCACUAGCGGCAUGUACCUCCUGAAACCAGACAACGGCAACCGACUCAUGCAGGUUUGGUGUGACCAGAGGCAUGACCCUGGUGGGUGGACUGUCAUUCAGAGGCGUCAGGAUGGCUCGGUCAACUUCUUUAGGAACUGGGAGACGUACAAGCAAGGGUUUGGAAACAUUGAUGGUGAAUACUGGUUAGGCCUAGAGAACAUCUACUGGCUGACCAACCAGGGCACCUACAAGCUGCUGGUGACCCUGGAAGACUGGACAGGACGCAAGACCUUUGCUGAGUACGCUAGCUUCCGUGUCGAAUCUGAGGAUGACUUCUACAGGCUGAGAGUGGGCCGAUACCAUGGCAAUGCUGGAGACUCUCUCACCUGGCACAAUGGCAAGCAGUUUACCACACUAGACAAAGACCAUGAUGUCUACACAGGUAACUGUGCCCACUACCAGAAGGGAGGAUGGUGGUAUAAUGCCUGUGCUCACUCCAACCUAAACGGGGUGUGGUACCGUGGUGGGCAUUACCGCAGCCGUUACCAAGACGGCGUCUACUGGGCCGAGUUUAGAGGAGGAGCUUAUUCUCUGAAGAAAGUGACCAUGAUGAUACGACCCAGUGCAAACACCUUCCAUUAACACUUCAGUCAUUCCAAACUCAACAAAUAUUACCGGAAAAACAUUUCCACCAAAGGGAUUCCAUUUCUCUUUAAUCUGAACUUUUCUGUUGGUUCUCUAUUCCCAAUGUAGCUUCUUUUUUUUAUUUCAUAAAACAAGAUUGCACUCAAAAUCAACAAAAGCACACACAAACAUACAUUAAGUGGAUGUAAUCUCUGUCUCCUGCUCCAUGGGGGCUUCUGUUGAUUUGUUAAUUUUGUUGAUAUACAACAAGAAACUUCAAUAAAUACAACACAAAAUGUGCAAUAGAAUUUAUUUGUUAUGUAAAAAAUAAAAUCCACAUUGCAUCCACUUAUGGUGCAAAAACAGUCCCUUUGAGAUGAUCUUCCCCCCUGAUCAACCAUUGGUGGGACCUCGGUUUUUGAAAAAUGAUUGUUUUGGUACUGAAGAUUAAAACUUUCAAAUAUAGACAAUUUAUAACAAUAAAAUGUGCAAAUACAAUUUAGUUGCAGGUUUUCCAGGUAAAAGCAGCUACAGUGCAUAAAAUAAACAGUACAACUUAGUUAUUCCCUCUACCUAAGGUUUACAGGUCUGUUUAAAAUAUCACUGUAUUAGUGUGCAGAUACAGUAUGUACCAAGUACUCUGUGUAUAUAUAUGUUGUUUCAUUAAGAUUAUUUUUAUUGUCUUGUAAUGGAUCAACGUGGAUGCUGAGGCUGAUUGGUUCAAGGUAAACGGACUGUAUUUGUGCAAGGUGCCAAUCCCAAACACACAUUCUCACACACCAAUGCACAGGCUUUGGGAGCAAUGUAGGGUUCAGUAACUUGCCCAAGGACAUUUGAGCAAGACACUGAGCCAGAGUCGCUAUGUAGAUUUUAUAUGUUUUAAUGAUAAAAUAAUUAACAACAAACAAACUCCGUAAGGACUCAGAGGACGCUAAUACAAGUUAAGUAAUAGGGAGACAAUAUCAAACACUCACUAACACACACACCCUAAGGAUGAUUUCUGGACUUCAUCAAUAACCCAUACCAGCAAUAAGGGACAAAAGAAUUGAUUCUGCAAUCCAAAAUCGACCUACAUUAAUGGUUAUGUUUAAUUAACAAUAUAGAAAGAAAGUUUGAUUUUAACAUGCUGAUUUUGACACAGGAACAAUAAAAACUGAAUCAAAAGGAAUGGUACACAGAUCCACCAGUCCAUAAAAGAUUUUUUAUUUUUUUUUAAGUUGGAGCUGCCCUUCUCUCCUCAUCCCUCUCAGGGGGACAGAAAUACUGACAUGUACUCAUUUAAUUUUAUUAUUUCAGUUGUAUUAUAGGUAUAUGUAUGCAUAUAUAGACAUAUGUACAGUACAAGUAUGUGUGUUGCAAAAAUAUCAGAUGUGAGCCUGUGUAAAACUGUUUCACUGGAUAUGUGAGGUGUCUGAUAUCUUUCAGCAACUGAGUAGGCCAAUGUUUUAAACAUUGGAGAAUUAAACUAUUAAUUCUUUAGAAAGAUAUUCGAGCAAGAAGUAAGCAUGGAACAGUGUAGGUAGGAGUGGUAAAGUUUUGAGCCAAUGACGUCAGACACCCCUGGACUACAAAGCGAGAGGUAGCCAAGCACCCUUUCCUCUUCUGUGUGUGCCUCCAAGUCGCCACAUAGACAAUGCCCGAACAUGCCGGACCUCCUGGGAGUUCAAGAGAGAAAUGGAACAGCUGGCCAAGCUGCAAAAUGGGACCGAGAAUGUCCAGGCCACCCACACAGGAAACUCCACUGUGCCCCCCUCCUCCCUUCCAGCUAGAGAUAACUAAAAUAAAUCGAGCGUUAGGUCAGGAGUAGGCUCUCCCUUCAAUAUAAUCAUGAUGAAUGAAAUCAUAUCAUGUAUUUCACUCUGCCUCCAAAUAACCAUGAAUGGUGCAUUAGUGAUUUCACUUGUCAAUAUUAAACUCACUCUUGUGUUUCCACAAAUGAAUACAUCCUGCCAAGUUAAUAAAUGACUGCGCUAUUAAGUACAAUAUGGUCCUGAUUCAGACAUUAAUUGUUCAUCGCUGUAUUCAUAACAUUUAAUCAUGGUUGCAUUUAUCCAUUCAUCUGUGCCUUAGCUGUCUGAGUAAUAAAUGUUUUACAUCCAAAGUGCUUGCCCUUUGUUUUCUGUAACUUACUUUCACUCAC
Molecule: messenger RNA, 3980 nt
Organism: Micropterus dolomieu (smallmouth bass)
Lineage: Eukaryota; Metazoa; Chordata; Actinopteri; Centrarchiformes; Centrarchidae
Product: angiopoietin-related protein 2-like
Exons: 5
Coding region: 302-1858 (518 amino acids)
Source: RefSeq, a predicted model, not a curated record